Amaranthus tricolor (Joseph's coat) is the source of this 438-nucleotide messenger RNA. RefSeq lists its product as uncharacterized. The transcript has 3 exons. The record is from RefSeq and is a predicted model, not a curated record. Lineage: Eukaryota; Viridiplantae; Streptophyta; Magnoliopsida; Caryophyllales; Amaranthaceae. The coding region runs from base 1 to 438 and encodes 145 amino acids.
AUGUGGAGCAUUCCAGAAGACAAAGCGCUAGGUUUGGAUGGUUUCAAUAGUGGUUUUUACAAGGCUGCAUGGAAAAUUGUUGGAACAGAUGUUGUGAAAGCAGUUCAGGACUUUGCCAAUGGCACUCUCCUGAAAUCUUGGAAUACAACAGCUAUAACCCUUAUUCCAAAGGAAACUCUGACAUGUACUGGCUUCCAUAUAAGCCCCAUGCAAGGAGCUUUUAUUGAAGGAAAAAGCAUUCUCCACAACAUCCUCCUAUAUUACGAUUUCCAUCAUGAUAUGCUGAUUGCGCUCAAUUUCCCAAGGAAGUUCACAGAGAGAGUCAUGGCGUGUGUCACUUCUACUCAGUAUUCCUUGGUUAUCAAUGGCAGCCCCUUACCCACAUUCCAAGCAAAACGAGGAGUUAGACAAGGAGCCCUAAUGUCCCCCUUUUCGUAA